CCCCAGCCAUUCCUUCAACACAUAAAGUACCGGUAAACGACAAAUUUGACUUUUGUCUCGCCUCACAUCUCUCACUCCCAUCGUCCAAUUUCUCCAAAGCGGAGAUUAUAAUCCCCAUGAAUGCCCACUAGCAAGCACUAAUUAACAAUGGAUCCCCGCCUGAACAAGAAGAUCGAGCCGGAGAGAGGCUCAAGCGACAUGGUCGUGGACUGGUUGAACGAGGCCUCGAUGACAUCCAACGACACCCUAAAAAUAACCAACCUGUCUAAACUCCAGGAGAUCCUCAUAAAGAAGGACCCCGACCUGUUGGAUUGCUACCUGGAGGAGGUGCUCCAGUUCUCCCUUGACAAGAACUCCGAAGUGCGAAAGACAGUCUGCGGCUUCAUCGAGGAAGCUGGUGACAAAAGCCCGGAGAUAAUUCCCCGAAUGCUGCUGACCCUGUCGAGGCUAGUCUCAGACGAUGCCCCAGUGGUGACAAAACGUGCCCUGCGAACCUGCGGUAAGAUCCUGCGAGCAGUCUUGAAGUGGGUCUCGAGUGCUGCUAUCGUCACCCCGGAGAUGGAGGCAGCCUGGGGCCACUUGAGUGACCUGAAGAUCCAGAUAAUCAGCAUGAUAGACAGUGACAACGACGGAAUCCGAACCCAGGCAGUUAAACUCCUGGAGGGAGUGGUUCUCCUGCAGACGUACCCCGACCCAGACACGCCCAGAAAGCCAGACGACUUCUCCCUGGAGGACAUCCCCCUGACCCUGAAGAUAGCACGCCGAAGAAAACUGGAGGAGGAGGCGAACCGCGUGAUGGACCUGCUGAUAAAAUUCCACGGUUCCCCCCACGUCAGCAGUUUGAACCUGAUGACGUGCAUGGGAAGUCUCGCGCUGAUUGCCAAGACACGUCCCCAAUUCAUGUCCAACGUCAUCACAGCCCUCCAGCGCCUCCAGAACGACCUGCCCCCGACGUUAUCAGACUCGCAGGUGACGAGUGUCCAGAAGCACUUGAAGUUAACCCUGUUGAACCUGAUGAAGCACCCAGCGAGCAUCGAGUUUGCCCCCACAAUAGCCAAACAACUGACCCAACUGGGAGCCAAAGAGCAGGAGAUCCUGAAGGUCUACCCCAAAGCUGAGGACAUUCGAAGGAUGAAGAAACGCCAGCAGGAGUCGUCCAUCAGCAAUGCCUCGAAACGCCUAAAACUAGAUCCCAUAAUUCCUCCCCCUGAGGAACCAGAGCCCCCACCAGCGCCAGUCCCUCCCGUGAAGCCCCCCGAGCUGAUAGAACUAUCAGAAUCCUUCAUUGCUGAGAGACUGAGCGUUGAGAUAGCCGCAGAACUGGUGAUGGACAGCAUGGCAUGGGUGCCAGACACCAUGACCUCGAUAUUCCAGCGUGAAUACGUACCCAAUGCAACGACAGACGUGAGCCUCCAGCGUCAAACAAUUUCCAAACUCCUGGCUGUUCAGAUAAAACAAGCUAAAGCUAAAAAGACUAAUAAAAAUCUCAAGGAAGAGGACAUUGUUAUGGAGGAUUUGAUCAAGAAUCCAACGAUAACAGUGGCAGAGGCCAAACGCGAGAGAAAACGAGAGAAAGACAGGGAGAAGGAGAAGGAAGCCAAAGCCACCCUAGAAGCUGAGAAGAAUCUCGCCAAAGCUAGGAACAGAGUGAAGGUCUUGAAGUUGAAUGAUGUGACAAAGCCCCUGGCCAAAGAGACCAAAGAGAAGAUGCUGCUGAUGGCAGUCAACAGGAUUCUGAAAGCCGAGAAGAGUGCAGUGUUCGGUGGAGUUGCUGGAGUCAGAUCGAAAAUCCUCACGACUCUUGCUGCCACCUUCAAUCCUUACAUCAAAGAGGCUGUUCUGCGUUACAUAACUGAGGAAAUGAGAACACGAUUGGACUUGGCACUGGGUUGGCUUUACGAAGAGUACGCUCUGCUGCAGGGCUUCCAGAGGAGGACAAUUCUGGGGACAAAACCCCAUGAGGCACCCCAUCAAGCCUACAACUUCCUACUGUGCACCCUCAUCUCUGCGAUCGAUGGAAUUCAGGGGAAGGAUCGAGACUCUCUGCUAGCUCGAUUGUACCUGGAGGCUCCUCUGAUAACGGAGGAUGCCGUUGAGGCCUUGAAGAGUGUCUCUUCAGAUGAAAAAUGGGAUCUCACUCCUCUCACUCUUCUCAAGGAUCUCGUCAUCAUGAGACCCACCAAGGGACUGACCUUCUUGAAUGUUCUCCUGUGUCACACUGGACAUGAGAAGAAAAUCAUCAGGGAUAUGGCCAUCAGUCUGGUUGUGGAGCUGUAUGGCAGGCCUGAAUUAACGAAAUUCAUUGAGGAGUACACGGUUCUUUAUCUGGGGUUCUUGAGAUUGCAGAAUCCACCGGAGAUUGUCUUUGGAAAGGACAGGGGAAGGGAGCAGGUGGAGGAGCACUGGUCGGAGUCAACUACCAGAGCUUGUUUAGAACUUUAUCUUGCUGUUCUGGGUAAACAUCAGGAUCUGAUACACGAGUUGGCGAAGGUUUACUCGUCGAUGGGGGCUGAUGUGAAGAGGAUAGUCCUGAGGCUGGUCGAGGGUCCAGUGAGAUCCCUAGGGAUGGCCAGUCCUCAGUUACUGAAGCUCGUGGAGAUGUGCCCUAAGGGGGCUGAGACACUUGUCACCAGGAUUAUCCAUAUUUUAACUGAAAAAGCACCACCGAGUGCUGAGCUCGUUGCUAAAGUCAGGGAUCUGUAUCAGACACGAGUGUCUGAUGUGAGAUUCCUCAUUCCAGUGCUAAAUGGCCUCUCGAAGAAGGAAGUAAUGGCAGCACUACCGAAACUCAUUAAACUCAAUCCCAUUGUUGUGAAGGAAGUGUUCAAUCGACUUCUUGGGACUCACAACAAUGACAGUGGCAUUCCUCAUACGUCACCAGUGACUCCAGCUGAGUUGCUCAUCGCUCUUCACACAAUUGAUCCUAGUAGAGCUGAGCUGAAGACUGUUAUCAAAGCUACGUCGUUGUGCUUCGCUGAGAAACAAGUUUACACUCAGGAAACGUUGGCUGUGGUGAUGCAGCAUCUUAUGGAGCUCAAUCCACUCCCUACGCUGUUGAUGAGAACAGUCAUACAGAGUUUGUCGUUGUAUCCGAGACUCAGUGGAUUUGUCAUGAAUAUUUUGCAGAGAUUAAUUCUUAAGCAAGUUUGGAAACAGCCGAAGGUGUGGGAGGGCUUUGUUAAAUGUUGUGAACGCACUCAGCCACAGAGUUUUGCUGUGAUACUGCAGUUACCACCGCAACAACUCGGGGAGGCGCUCAAUAUGGCACCGGGGUUGAAGGGACCACUGCGGGCACAUGUGGAGGCAUUCGCGGAGAAUCAAAAGGCACAUGUUCCACAAUCGAUAAUGGACGUAAUCCAGGGAAAACAAACAAUGGAAAUGCACGACGAUUUUGAUAUUGCUCCACCGGGAGACUAUCCACCAGAACAAAAAAUAGAAAGCAUGGAAGUUGAUUUAUCAGAACCAGCCCCCCCAGGCUUAGAUUAAUUACUGAUGAAUGAUCAAUAAAAGCAGUGAACUUGAACAAUGAUUUGUACAUAACAAACGUUGUUUUCUAUAUUUUUCUAUUGAUAAAAUUUAUAACAAAAUAUUGUGCUGUAUUUCGAUGAUAGAUAUUACAGAUGUUAAUCCAAGGAUUGGAAUUAUUGUGGUUGAUCACAGUAAAUCCUCUGUGCGACACUGGAGGUGGACUGUCAGUCUUGCUUUGCGUUGGGUUUCGAUGUUGUUAAUGCUUGAAAAAUGUUGGUGGUUCUGAGAUCAUCCAAAAUCUACUCCAGUGUCCAGUAGGUCACGCAGCAUGAAAGACGCCUUUUUGGGGAG
Diachasma alloeum is the source of this 3819-nucleotide messenger RNA. It is a transcript of the gene Sym, whose product is annotated as symplekin. Gene Ontology annotation, cellular component: mRNA cleavage and polyadenylation specificity factor complex. Lineage: Eukaryota; Metazoa; Arthropoda; Insecta; Hymenoptera; Braconidae. Bases 148 to 3486 code for a protein of 1112 amino acids. The transcript has 3 exons. The record is from RefSeq and is a predicted model, not a curated record.